Messenger RNA from Neurospora tetrasperma FGSC 2508, 1347 nucleotides. RefSeq lists its product as uncharacterized. The record is from RefSeq and is a predicted model, not a curated record. Gene Ontology annotation, molecular function: structural constituent of ribosome; rRNA binding. Gene Ontology annotation, cellular component: mitochondrial small ribosomal subunit. Gene Ontology annotation, biological process: positive regulation of translational fidelity. NCBI's taxonomy places the organism in Eukaryota, Fungi, Ascomycota, Sordariomycetes, Sordariales, Sordariaceae. Bases 1 to 1347 code for a protein of 448 amino acids. The transcript has 3 exons.
AUGAAGAUCCGGAGGUUGUUCAAGUACCACAGUUUGAAGAAAAAGCCCAUCAGGCCGACAUGGAACAAAUAUAACCUGUACAACCUGGCUACGGCCGGGAGAGAACCCAGAAUCAGCGGCAAGACAUUCUUCCAGCAGAAAUGGCUCGCCAAGUCCUUGACACGAGCAUACCACGGCGAGCACAUCAAGGAACGCAAAUGGGCGCGCAUGUUUAGCCGUCGCCUACCGGCCGUCGUCAACAUGGACCCGGCAUACAUGGCCAAAUAUAACGGCAGCGAACAAGCCGCCGGCCGCGGUUCCGGCCUCUCAGAGCCCCCAGCCUACGAGAAGACCGCCGACGAGAAACCUGCCAAGCAAGUCAUCGCCAACCCGGGCAGGAAGGUUCCCACGCCGUACGAGCAAAUGACCUUUGCGCCUCUCGAGAGACGCCUCGAUAUCGCCAUAUUCAGAGCCCUCUUUGCCAGCAGUGCGAGACAGGCCCGCCAGAUGGUUGUGCACGGUGCCGUCACCAUGAAACACCCCGGUUACCUCCUGAACCCUGGCGAUCUCUUCCAAGUCGACGUCGAGCGCGUCCUCUAUGCGACCGGUGCGCCCAAGGACAAGAAGCUCCUCGCCGCGGCUAUGAAGGCCGCCAAGAAGGAACUUGCGGAGGAAGCACAGGAAGCCGCCGAAGAGAACGAUGCGGAGGCCGAGGAGGCCGAGGAAGGAGAGGCACAAGAAGCAACCUCCAAGUCCGGCAAGAAGGAGAAGCAAGUCGACACCUCCAAGUUCGACGAGGCCUGGAACCGCAAGUACGAACUCCUGCAGCUCCAACGUCUGCUGCAGUACGCCAAGCACAUCGCCGACUCGCCGUCUCACCAGCUCUCCGCGACGCGCAAGCAAGCCUUGCGCGCUUUGAAGCGCGACAUCAAGGCCGCCAUCAAGCAAGCGCAGCGGCGCGACGGGUCCGUUUCGCCAACCGGUAACGUGGUGGACGACCUGACGAUGCUUCUCGAGCGCCUUGCGGUCUCCCCUUCCAAGGCCAUCCAGCAGGAGGAGGCGGCCAAGGAGCUGAGCAAGAAGCUUGACAAGCAGUCGCGCCAGGUGCUCAAGAAGGUGAUCGAGUACAACGACGAGCACGAAGACAACGAGAUCGACCCGAGCAAGCCGUACAUGACCCCCUGGAGGCCGCGCAACUACAUGUCCGCCUUCGCGUUCAUCCCCCGCUACCUCGAGGUCAACCAAAACAUUUGCGCGGCCGUCUACCUCCGCCACCCCGUGGCGCGCCCGGGCGAGUCCGAAGUACCGUCGCCUUUCUCCCCCACUAUCAACCAACUCGCGUUCAACUGGUACUUGCGGAGAGGUUGA